GUACUAGUGAAAUAUUGGUGUAUAGUUCACCAAGUUGUAGCUGCAUUGGGAUGCACUUUGCAACACUUGUGGAAAUGCCACACAAACCUAUACACCCUAAGUGUCUUGGUCUCAUCAACUCUUUCUCGUCAGCCUGUCCAUUGUAAGAUUUAUUAAAGGUAGGUUCACGUUAGGGUCAGUGUGCUCAAGAGUGUGCAUAGCACUCAUUGAGACAGAAACCGAUCACUUUAUGGCGUCCGGUCCCAUCUGCGUCAAUGCAAACGAAUCGCCGUUGAGUCUGGCUGCUGAUGAAGUGAUGACUAGCUUCGCCUGACGCAGUAAACAUUACCACAUUUGAUAAGUCGAUGCUUUUAUAUUGGACUUUUCCUGUAAAUGCCAUCCUUGAUUUAUAGUGACUGGUAAAACCUCUUGGCUUUCAGUUGUAAUACUUUAGCGUAUUUUCUUGACGGGCAAAUCAGUGACAAAUGUCUCUUAUAUUGGACUGACGUGAGCUCUCGCAGGGACCGACUGCUUUCUAACCAGAUAAUUCCCAGAUGUCAGUCACUUCUAUGAGUGCGUUAUUAUGAAAACCAUUCUUCCUGUGUGUGAGCUGCUGUAGACCAGCAAUAUCAACGCAGUAUUGUUACUGGUCGAAUAUCUAGCUCUUAAGUAUCGAAUGUCAUUUCUCAGACUGUUUGUGACUGACUGUACUGAUUUUGUGGCUUGCAGAGAAAAUCUGGACUUUUCUAGGCAACUUGAUGUUCACCAAAACUGAAGGGAUUUGAAUCCUUUGGGAACCACAUAGCAACAAGCCACAGCGACUCUCUGGCAUUGUGUUGAUGAUGCCAUCAGAGGUCUUUGUUCCAGGUUGGCUGCAGCAGCUGCUGGUCGUGCUGCUCAGGUUUGCUCUGUCCUGUGCAGCCCCGGUGAACCUGACCAAUGGGACGGAGUGCAGCGCUCGGGGACCCGCCUCUUACAUCCUGGUGUUCACCGGCCACUGGAGUCCACAGACCUUCCCCAAACAGUACCCCUUAUUCCGACCACCUGCUCAGUGGUCCAAACUCAUGGCUGUGACCCAUAAUGAGCAGUACCGGAUGUGGCAGGAGGGGGCUGCGAGCGAUGGCAUGAAGAGCUUCGCCGAGCAGGGACUCACGGUGGAUCUGGUGAAGGAUGCCAAGGAGGCGAGGAAGAGGCGAGCGGUGGGCUCCAUGUACCGCACAGCCGGGAUCCCCUCAGGCAUCGGCCACAGCUCCACAGAGCUGCUCCUGACGCCCAGGACCCCGCUGCUGUCUCUCGUAGUGAAAGCGAUCCCCAGUCCGGACUGGUUUGUGGGGGUGGAGAGUCUGAACCUGUGUGAGGGCGGGCAGUGGAAACAGGAAGUGACUUUUGACUUGCACCCAUUUGAUGCUGGUACAGAUAGCGGCUUCACUUUCUCCUCGCCAAACUUUCCAACGACGCCUCCAGAAAAUAUCACUAUGAUCACCUCCCAGAAGCCAAACCACCCGGCGAAUUCCUUCUAUUACCCUCGGCUAACCGAACUCCCGCCUCUGGCCACCGUCUGGGUGAAGCGACAGGGCCGCACUCCCGUCCGUCAACACAACCGAGUGUCCAAUCACAUCCUGCCCGACACAACCAAACCCAACAGAUUCUCAGAAACGCCGCUGGACUGCGAGGUGUCCAUGUGGUCCUCCUGGGGCCUGUGUCUGGGGCCGUGCUCUCGGGGCGGCCUGCGCCAUCGCACCCGGUACAUCCUGCUCAAACCCGCCAACAGCGGCACGCCGUGCCCCGAGCUGGAGGAGCAGGAGGAGUGCGCGCCGCACAACUGCCUGGCGUAUCAGUGACGCCGCUCGCGCCGCUGCCAUAGACACUUGGACGCUGUCCGAGCGGGGAGCCCAGUUUAACCUCACGCCAAUGCCGAGUCACUGCCGCAGAACGUGGGCGAGCCGCCCGGCUGGACGUCCGGUGAAGCUGCAUCGGCUCGUAUCCUGUUCAUAGAGACUUUGAUUAUGGGGGCCGCGUUCGCAGUAAUCUCAGUGUAUCUUUGCGUAAUCGCACACUAUUUUGCCGAUAUAGAUUUGUGGAAUAGACCAGGCGCAGUUGCCCGACCACUGCUUUUUAACAUAACUGCACGAGUUAUCGUAAGCCUCCUUUCUGAUCCCACAACAAAUAGCGAUUGAGUGAUUUGACAGACGGUGCGCUAGAAAGUUAACAGUUGAAGACACCCCCGUCACAUACAGGCCUUAUGAAAUCCAAAAUGCAGUACGAAUACGGUUUACAAUAUUAAAAGUAACUGCCAUAUGUCAUUUAUCGAACAAGGGACCGUUCAGAUGUUGC
Puntigrus tetrazona (Sumatra barb) is the source of this 2313-nucleotide messenger RNA. It is a transcript of the gene spon2a, whose product is annotated as spondin 2a, extracellular matrix protein. The record is from RefSeq and is a predicted model, not a curated record. Gene Ontology annotation, biological process: cell adhesion. Lineage: Eukaryota; Metazoa; Chordata; Actinopteri; Cypriniformes; Cyprinidae. Gene Ontology annotation, cellular component: extracellular matrix.